AGCCAGAAGUGGCUCCCAAAAAGAAAACUGUAGCUCCUACUAAAAAGGAAGCAAAACCUGAAAUGACGUCUAAAUCUAAACUGGAAGCAAAAAUACCAGAAGGUGAAAAGAAGGGUGACGGAAGUGUCUGCCGCUGUAUGGAACAUCCGCUGGUGAAGAUUAUCUACAAGAUUCUCCAUGGCGGCCCUGAGGUACUGCAUUCAGACGAAAUCAUCUAUUUACACAAAAAACUGUGCGCUGAGUGUCGUACGGCCUUGGGUCCGCCAAGAGAUGAAGCGCAAAUAAGGGCUCACAGAAGGAAGCUUCAAAAGGAAAUAACAGAACGGGAAGAAAAGGUGCAUAAAGGAGUUGCACAGCUUGAGGAGAGUGUCAAAGAGGAGAAACUGUUCCUAGAACGACUGUGUCAACAUUUUGCUGAAAAACAGAAGCUUGCCAGUGGGCAAAAGAAAAUGGCUUUCCCUUGUCAACGAGUCAUUUCAGCAUGUAUGACGUGUGCUGCCAGAAGAACAGCCUCGGGUACAGCAAUAGGAAGUAAAAAUCAACAGAGGAAGGGACACUGCAACAAGCCAGUAGAUCCAGUAGGAGCAUCAAAAACGACAGUUAGAUGCCCAGGUUGAACCUAAGAAAAACGAGGAACAUCUUCACUUCAUCAUCACCUAUUUUCUCUGGUCUCCAACGAAAUAUUAAAAAUUUUAUUGUGCUUGUUAUUGUUUGUGAGAAUCAAAAAGUCCUGUGUUUGUCCCUGGGUUUCAAAGUGUGAUACAACCUCAGUAAAUAAUUUGCUAUAAAAUUUCAUAUUUUGUCAAUCUUA
This is a messenger RNA of Schistocerca nitens (vagrant locust), 811 nucleotides long. RefSeq lists its product as uncharacterized. The coding region runs from base 63 to 617 and encodes 184 amino acids. NCBI's taxonomy places the organism in Eukaryota, Metazoa, Arthropoda, Insecta, Orthoptera, Acrididae. The record is from RefSeq and is a predicted model, not a curated record. The transcript is spliced from 6 exons.